This is a messenger RNA of Anas platyrhynchos (mallard), 1193 nucleotides long. RefSeq names its product palmitoyltransferase ZDHHC20-B-like. Lineage: Eukaryota; Metazoa; Chordata; Aves; Anseriformes; Anatidae. Gene Ontology annotation, molecular function: palmitoyltransferase activity. The record is from RefSeq and is a predicted model, not a curated record.
AGCAGGAGCUGGGGGGAGAAAAGCUGCUGGGGCGGCGUGGAGAGCGGCGCUGGCGGCGGCCGCCUGCGCUCCGCUCCUGGGGGCGCCUCGCCGGGCUGCGGCCCGCCCGGAGCCAGCAGGCGCCCGGCCGGCUGGAGAGGGGCCGCCACCGCCACCGUCCUGCUCGGGGGAGGCUCCGUGGUGGCGUGUUACGGCGGCUGGCGGGGGCGGCCGGGGGCGGGCGCCUUCCUCACCGUCCUGGCUCAGUUACUAUAUCUUCAACUGCAGAAAAAGUUGUGUACCUUGUGGUUUUUCAUCUGUCAUUUGUCAUGUUUGUAUGGUCGUAUUGGAAGACAAUUUUCACAUCUCCUGCAUCCCCUUCCAAUGAGUUCUGCUUGUCAAAAGCUGAUAAAGAACAAUAUGAAAAGGAAGAGAGACCAGAAUUCCAGCAGGAGAUUUUGAGAAGAGCUGCUAACGACUUGCCUAUCUAUACGACAACAGAAUCAAGAGCCAUCAGAUACUGUGAUCGAUGCCAGCUAAUCAAACCUGACCGCUGCCACCACUGUUCUGCGUGUGACAUAUGUGUACUAAAAAUGGACCACCACUGUCUGUGGGUGAAUAAUUGUGUGGGGUUUUCGAACUACAAAUUCUUCCUCCUGUUUUUAAUGUAUUCCGUACUGUCCUGUCUGUUUGUUGCUGCUACAGUCUUGCAGUACUUCAUAAAGUGCUGGACAAAAGAAUUGACAGAUGCCUAUGCAAAAUACCACAUACUAUGCCUUUUCUUUGUGGCAGCCAUAGCCUUCAUCGGCAUACAGUGGCUCUUCAGCCGCCACUGCUGGCUAGUUGGCAAAAACAGAUCAACAAUAGAAUCAUUCCGUGCACCCAUGUUUCGAAAUGGACCUGAUGAAAACGGCUUUUCGCUUGGAUAUGGCAAAAAUCUAAGGGAGGUUUUUGGAGAUGAAAAGAAGUAUUGGCUGCUCCCUAUUUUUACCAGUUUGGGCGAUGGGUGUAGUUUUCCAACUCGUUUGGUGAUUAUGGAUCCAGAGAAAGUAACUGUCUCAACCCAAACUGAACCUGCCAAAAGCUCUGGAGCCAGUCAGCCCUUUCAUCCUCGACCACUCAGUGCUGGUGUGCCCGCAGCACGGGGCACUGCUCCUUGCCGUCGUCCCCCCGCUGCGCUGGCCAGGCGGGUGGCCGUGUCCCCGUCCUGCUGA